UUUCAUUCAUAUUUAAAUAAAUUCCACAAUAGAUAACGCAUCAACAUCAAAAUGUUCAUACUUGAAUCCAACAUGUUUCUUUCUUUGUUUAUUUAAUUCCACCAAAAUUACAUCAUUUUGUUUAGAAACCGAAAAAUUAUCCGUUCGGAUCGAUAACACCUUUCUCUGUGUAAGGUUAUAGAAUUUAUAGACAUCAAAUCAUUGAAGUUUGCGGUAGCAAGUCUUGAUCAAGAAACCUCUGUCUGUAGGUACGAAUUCUUGCUAGCCAGUGGAACUAUAAUUAAUGCAAGGGGGGAGGGGAUGCAAAUAUCAAUCUAUCGCAAUUUCUCACCACUCAAUUUCGUCAUCAAAUAAUUUCAUAGAGAAAUUUUAACUUAUUUUUGUUUAUGACAAUUUUUCUAAUAUGAUUCGUGGCAUACCUAACAGUUUUUGACAUGUAUGUUGAAUUGUUGAUCGAUAAAAACAAAAUGAUAAAUAAAUUUAAUUUAAUUCAUAAUUUCAAUGUUAUUCACAAUGAGUCACUAUGCCGAAAUUUCAUUUUCUGAAAUAUUUAUAAAAUGCAAAUUUUUUCCUAUGUGGCAAACAAAAUAUUUUUUACGUGCUCAAUUAGAUGAUGGUUCAUAAAUUGAUCACUCAACCAAUUUCCGAGAUAAAUUAUUAACUCCGUACCUGAAAAUAAGGGUGGGCAUUCGGUCGGUUCGGUUUCGAUCGAACCGAAAUUAUGAAUACCGGGUCCCCGAAUUCUCUCAAACCUCAAACCAAAUUCGAACCGAAUUAUAAUUCGGUUCGGUCGGUUUAAACCAAAUUAUAAUUUGGUUUGGUUCGAUUUUUCACUCAAAACCAAAUUUGUAAAGCUACUUGUAUUUUCUCACUUUUAAAUUAUUUUUCACCCCUAAUAUAAACAAUAAAUAUCAAUUAUAUGCAUCAUCAAUGAUAAAAUCAAACUUUUCAACACAUAAGUCAUAAAACAUUUCAAAUAUUUAAAUCUAAAAACAACUGCAAACAUAAAAAUCCACCAUUUGGAGCUUGCAAUUAUAGUAUUUCGGUCGGAAAUUCAAAAAUUCGGUCGGUUGAAAGAACCCUGGUUUCCGAACUAUCCAUAUUUUACUUUCGAAUUCCUAACCGAAUAGCAUUAAUUGGGUUUUGGUUCGGUUUAAUUCGGGUUUGGUUCGGUUCGGGUUUACCGAACCGUUUGCCCACCCCUAACUGAAAAGGCCAUUAAUAAAAAAUUGAAAUGACUAAUGUAUUUACAUAUCUUAGUAAAAUGAUAAAAAAAUAAAUUCCUUGUUUACAAUAGAGGAGCCAAUAAUUAUAAUUAUCAAAACUGUGUAGGAGGUCUCAAAUUCAAAAUUUGUCCAAACGAAACCUGAGUUGCUCACAAAACAUUAUUCGAGCCUACUGCAUGGAUCUGUCCUAUAUAUGAUCAUCGAUAUGAAGUCAACUCUUUUCUCGUCGGGUAAUAUGAAGUAAAUUCCUUGAUUUAAGAAAAAAAAUUCGAUAAGGGAGCAAGUAUUUAACCAAAUACGAGAAUCUCGUCCAUUCAAAUUCAACUUUGUUUCUCAAGGUUUGAUCCGCAACUUCACCGUACGUAUCAAUGGUAGUUUAUGAUCUAUCUCGCUCGAUCUGUUUGGGGCAGAUAUAUAUUACCCCUUAUCUGUAGCAUGUGGGCGGCACAUGCGACGUAUUACUUUCAUCCUAUCCUACCCUGCCCUACCUCAUUCUCAGCGACCUGUUAUAACUUAAUUUUUUCAAUAUCUACUUAAUUACAUCUCUUCUCUUAUAAUCUGUCUUAAACCAUGUGGGAUCGAUCUCUUGGAUGUUGAGUAUAGGAAGAAAAGUUUUUUGCAUUAUCAUAUACACUAUAUGGAUUAUGGAGCUUCCCACUUUGAAAGUUGUUGUUGGGUAAAGUAAAGUAACGAGAGAGUAUGAUGAUCACUUUUCUUUUUGCUUCUCCCUUUGAAUCUUUGGCCAUCCAUCUGCCUUGAUUGCUGGUUUAGCUCCAAACCACCUUUUCCUCUCUCUCCUUUUGCUUUCCUUCAAAUAAUGAAACGGUGGCGCAUAUCCAGCAUCCCUCCACUUCCCAUAACGUACAAUCGUGUACGUAGGUUACUCCAUACAUAAACACACAUCCAAUUAAAUAAUUCCACCUAUUAUUUUGUUUGAUAUUUUUGCUCCCAGUUACAAAGAUAUAAUUCGAUCCACAUACCAUUAUCUAAGAAGAGCAACUUCACUUUCCACGGUUAGUGAUACAAUUUCUAACUUGAUUUGCACGACUUGGAUCUGUCCUGACCUGUUUGGGGAGGGAGUACUUAUCCGUUUGGUAAUCACGUGGGACGAGUAUGGGCGCGAUUCUUUCGACCUGCUCCAUCUGCCUCAUCUUGUUCUCGAUCCGUUCUAUCUAUAUGGAUUUCUCCUUUUUUCAUCGCUCUAAAAUCAAAAUAUAUUUAUAUAUAUUUAAUCUUUCAACUAUUUAAACUCAAUUAUUCAUUCUGCUCUGCUAUAUUUCUCAUUCGUUUGUGAACUUCUUUAUUCAUAUGUUCUUGUUAAAACUUAAAUAUCGACAUUUUCUCCCAAAUAACAUAUAUUAAUGAAUCGACUCGUCCCACCUCAUACUUACACGAAUAUUACCCAAUCUAAUUCACACUUAAUACGAGAUACAUAUGAGUAUUGAUAUACCCGUCUAUCACCAUCACUACCAAUCCUCCUUUAAAUACCCUUCCCCUCUCUUCCCCCUCCCCACACUCACAACUCAAAAAACGCUUCUCUCUCUCUACUAAUCCCCCCCUCUCUCUCUAGAAAAAAAGGGCUAAGAACCAUAUACGAAGAAGAGGAAAGAAACAAAAAAAAAAUCAAAUCAAAUCAAAUCAUGGAGCCGAAAACGCCGGAGGAAGUAGCGAAGAAGCUGUGGCACAUCGCGCGCGUGGUGUUCUUCAUGCUCCGGCGCGGGAUCUCCAAGAGCCGCAUCGCCGUCGACCUCGGCCUCCUCGCCAAGCGGGGAAACAAGCUCGCCGGUAAAGCCAUCGCCAACUUCCUCACCUUCAACGGCCUCGGCGGCGGGACCCACAGCCACGUCAGCACAGCUCAUCACCAUCAUCACAACAAGUCGUCAAGCUUCCUCUUCGGCUGCCGGUCGAACGGCGCCGUUUCGUUCGUGUCCCCGCGGGAGUACGAGUUCAGCUGCAGCAACAGCCCCGCCCUCAGCUUCUACCCUUUCCACAAGCGCCGGAAGGCGGCCAAGUACGACGACGCCACGACGGUGGCGGCCGUGCAGAGGAUGCUGGAGAUGCUCAACCACAGCGAGGCCUCGGCGGCUGCGUCGCCGAUGAUGCCGGGGUUCGGGAGGAGCCCAGCGACGGUGAGGCAGCUGAGGAUCACGGACUCGCCGUUCCCGGUGAAGGACGAGGGUUUCGGCGGAGGCGACGGCGGGCAGGUGGACAGGGCGGCAGACGAGUUCAUCAAGAGGUUUUAUAAGGACUUGAAGUCGGAGAAAGCGACGGCGGCGACGGAUCAAUCUCCUUCUCCUUACCACAGCUUGUGGGGCCGAUGAGGAAAUUAAAUUAAAUGGGAAAGAAAAGAAACAUUUUAAUUUUUGGAAAAUAAUUUGUUGACAGCCAGCCAGCCAUGCAUUGAAUUGAAGCCACGUCGUGUUCAUCGACUGCUGGCAGCCUGCUGGCCCGGGCCCAAAGCGUCGGUCAUCGCCGGUUAAUUUGUUCCGUCCACGGCGGGGAGAAGGUGAAGGUUAAUUAUUUUUUUUACCGGUGAUGGGGAUAGGUGGAAAUAAAUUACGGUUCCAUGUUAUUUUGCGAUGUUUUUUUUUUUACCGCUUGCGUUCAGUUAUUAAUUUGAUGGAAUUCAAGAGGAUUAACGUUUCACUACCACUUGGUUUAAAUUUUUUGUCACCGGCUUCAGCUUUCAAUUCCCAACCUUUGUUCGUUAACUAUUUCAAGUUGUGUAAUUGCUCUGUUCCUUCCUUUUUCCCAAUCUCCUUACUUGACGAGAAAAAGAUUGGUGGGAGUGGAACACCAUAACUUUGAGAGAUAUAAAGAAAGGGUAAACGAAGUUUUUUUUUACCAUUCUUUUGAUGAAGAAAUAAAGCUAGCUUGGUGGAACAACAUAAAAGUAACACUUCAGCAAAAUCCUACAUUGACGAAUCACAAAAUCCAUGAUUCAUAAAUAAGAAAUUGUUCAUAACUGACAAGACGUGUUUUGGUGUGAAAUGGAUGAGUUCUCAUUAUAUGUAUGUGGAGUACAAUAAGUAUGGGGAGACCUUAUGGGAAGUCACCUUGGAAUUGUACCCCAAGGCAAAAACCCAGAGUGGAUAAUAUCUUGGUUAGAAAAAAGUUUGGGAUGUUAUAAUAACUUGGAAGUAGCUAUGAAUGGCAAAAAAAAAAAAAUUAUACUUGUCCAUACUCGUUCGAGUUUGAUUUAAUUGGAUAUGGUCAAAUUCAAAUUUGAAGAUGUUUUAAUGGAUAAUGUAUAAUGUAUAAAACUCGAAUCCAAAGAUUUUCUUACUAUCCCAUCUGAAUCAACUCGAUUAUACACAUACGUAUGUGUUUUGUUUUAAAACUGAUCAUUGUUUUUUCAACACAUUUGAUAUUUAUUGCUCAUAUAUAACAUUUACAUAAAAUCGUGUUGUUUUAACCAAUUUUCUUCAUUCUAGUAAUUUAUUGCUGAACAUUUUCAAUUAUGUAAUGUCGGUAUCCGUGUAAUUUUAUAAUCCGUUCGUUUGAAUUAUAAAGAGAAAUUAUUACACAUGAAUAACUGUGGACCUCCGAAACCCGAUAAGAUAUACAUAUGAUUUUAAUAUUUUAUCUGAUUCUUGUGUGAAUAUGAGAUAGUGGAUAUACACUAUCCGCCCGAGCUUUGAUAUCUCUAGUUGGAAGUUCUUGUACAAAGCAAUAACUAUGAAAGCUUCAUGGGUGUGGUGGGGGAUCAUUGGUGUUAAUGUUAAGUAAAUGGGUUUCUGGGGGUUGGUGAAGAAGAGAGGGAAGGUUUGGAAUUUUAAUUAAUAGCAUUAUGCUUUUCUUUUAGGUACAUUAUGUUAUACAGUGGUAUAUAUUUAUGUAUCAUUUCAUAUUUCUGUAUCGUCGUCAUUGAUAGCUCACCUGCCAAUAUAUAUUGCAAUCAACACCCAAUGGACUAGCAAAUUUUUCAAAGCAUGCACAUAUUUUUAAUCAAAGCUUUGUUUUACAGUACUCGAGUUAUAAGUAUCUGGUCGAUUAGCACUUGUUGAUUUCUCAUGAGUACUGACUACACUAGAAGAAGUCUUAUAUUCCGAGUUUCAGUAUAAUGAGUCGAUCGAUUGAUUGAUUAUGAUGAUUUAAAAAGACGAUUGUUGCGAUGAGUACUCAAGAAUAAUUUUGUUCUAGUAUCCAGUAUCCACUCAACCGUUAAUACACAGAUGAUCCGUUG
Linum trigynum is the source of this 5412-nucleotide messenger RNA. The record is from the annotation of a GenBank genome assembly. Lineage: Eukaryota; Viridiplantae; Streptophyta; Magnoliopsida; Malpighiales; Linaceae.